This is a messenger RNA of Dentiscutata heterogama, 300 nucleotides long. Lineage: Eukaryota; Fungi; Glomeromycota; Glomeromycetes; Diversisporales; Gigasporaceae. The record is from the annotation of a GenBank genome assembly.
AUGGACACAACACCUCAAGUUAUUACACCAAACAUGCAAAUUACUACACUUGUACAGACUACACCCACUCCAGGCCCCAAUCUACCACCAACUCCCAGUACAGCCCAAAGCUUCGCAUUGGCCCCAGAGACAGAAACUACAGAGCUAGUCUCUUCUACAAACACCCCAACCCUCCUUUUAGCCGAAACCACUAAAUCUACCUUCACUGAAACAAAUAACAUACACCUAUCUCAUAGUGAAAUCACCCUUCCACUGGAUAACCCAACACCAAUAGACACAAACGAGCACUUUUAUGAGUAG